CUGAGUUCUGCAACAUGCUAUGACCAGGUAAGCAGUCAUAGGGAAAACAGGCAAAAUGAAUGCAGCCUGACAGGUCAGGUAAGAUUCUACACGAGAUGACACGGUGAUUGGACACCACCUGAUGGUUUCAUAGCAACCAGUGAGUGGUCUGUACAGGUGUAAAAAGGUCAGUGCUGAACAGCUCACAGAGGAGACUGGUCCAUCUGCCACUAUCCGGAUUAAAGAGCAGCCCCUGGAUUAACCUGCUGAGGAUAUCAGGAACUGCUGGAAAGAAUACCGUGAUCUGGAGAAAUCUCACUUAAAGGAUCCGCUGCAGGAUCAGUAUCAUGCUUAGAAAUGUGGAAUCGUUCUAUUGUGGAAUUCUAAGGCUUAUAAAAUGCAGGAUCUUGGUUUAAAGGAAUAAAUAUAUAUAUAUCUCGCUCUCCCUUGAAAAGAAUACUGCGAUUCACUGCAAGUUAGCAAAAUGAUGAGAUAUACGAGGGGAUCGACUGUCACAACUUCUGAAGCAGGAACGUCUCCCAAAUCUGGGAACAUUUGCAGACUGCGUCUGACAUUGCCUGCAGAAGGAACCUCUCGGCCAGAACACAAUGAGACCAAGAAUGAAAAAACAUUAACAGUUGAUCCUAAAACUAUAGCUGAGAAAAAGAAGAAAAAAAAUGGCUUUGUGUCUGAAAAAAAUACAUCUGAGCCACCAACACUACACCUUUACUCCGUGCCAAAAGGCAAUUCUGCACCUGGAGGACCUUCUCACGGGGUGGUAUAUGGAGUUGUCCAAAGAGCUGAGAAUAACCACCAGAAUGAGGUUGUUGUUUAUGAAUGGUCAACACAUCAGCUUAAGGAAGAGAUGAAUUACAUCAAGGAUGUACGAGUAACCUUGGAAAAAAUAAGAGAGAGAAUGUUCGGUGAAUAUGAUGAUAUGAAAGAAAAGAUUAAACAGCUCACACAAGAAAUGAAAGUUUCUUCUGUUCAGCAGGAGGUGUUAGAGAACCAUGCCCAGGCACAAGCUUCUGCUUUGGAUAGCUUUGGGACAAUGAACAGUUCCUUGACAAUAGCGUCAAUAGAAAUGCAGAAAACAUUGGUGAAUAUGUCCUUGGAAAACUGCAGCAUUCGGGACAAAGUAAAGAAUUUACAAGAUUCUUACGAUGAGUCCUUAAAUAAACUGAAAGAAAAACAGAAGAUGUUAGAAGAAGCUCAGGCUGAAAACCAGGCACUUAAAGUUAAGGUAGAAUGCUCUCAGGAAGCAAAUGCAGAUGUAAUGAGAGAUCUGACACGGAAAUUAUAUAAUCAGUAUGACGAAAAGAUACAACAAGAGGAACUUAAAUAUACUGCAGAAAAACAGGCUCUGCUCGACCAAACAAAGCAGUACUUACAAGCUAUUGAAGAUGCUAGUGAGAAGGUCCAACUAGCUGAAAUCAAGAUACAAGAAAGAGAUGCAAAGAUUGCAGAGAUGGACAGAUUAGUCCAACGUAUGGAAGAGGAGCGAGAGCAAUUGCAGGUACAAUUAACAAGACAUGAAGAGAGAUUGCAGAAUCUUGAUAAUAGGAUAACCAUAAACUCAGCUGAGAGAGAAAGGACUCAGCAUUUAGAAGAGGCUGCAACCAGUUUACGUGAGCGUAUUAAACACCUGGAUGAUAUGGUCCAUUGCCAACAAAAGAAGGUUAAAAGCAUGAUUGAAGAGAUUGAGCUUCUAAGGAAAAAGGUCCACUACAAAGAUUUGCUCAUCCAGCAACUUCUGGAAAGAAUAGCUUUUCUAGAAGGAGAGAAUACAGAAUUACAAGACAAGAUGGACUACCUACUGGCAAAUCAGCCAAAGACCAGCACAGAAACCAAAGAUGCAGAAACAAGUUGUAAUCUUACAGACAGUGUGCCAGUAACUACACCUACAACGCAAGCCUUAGGCAGCACCGAUGAUGCCAGCAGCACAGAAACUGAUGCCAGAAUUGCUGUGCAGAGAUCAUACACUCCUUAUAUGCGAGUUCUACAAUUAAGUAUGAAAAAUAAAGUGUCUUAAAUACUGGCUCCACUUGGUUCCCCGAAGAUGAGGAAUCACGACUCCGCAAAUAAUCAUACACCUAUUUCUCUGGCACUUGAAUGGCUAAAGACUAUAUUUUAUGUAACAGUGUAAAAUUUGUCAUUGGCAAAAGUGCAAACCUGUAACCUCCAGGGUAUCAAGGAGGGAAACCUCUCUACACAGUGCCCUGACACCAACUAAUAGUCUGCAUCUCCAUCUAAAUCAUCACUUGCUAAGAUAAAAUGUCUUUAUUUUAGAUGUGGGCCUUGAACUGCCUGGUUAUGGGAUUGUAAUCGGCAGCUUUGGCAAAAUCAGAGAAUUGUUAUGUUAAACUUCUGCUAAAAUACACGCUGACAUAAACUAACUGCUCAUGACAGUAU
Molecule: messenger RNA, 2391 nt
Organism: Pelobates fuscus (common spadefoot toad)
Lineage: Eukaryota; Metazoa; Chordata; Amphibia; Anura; Pelobatidae
Gene: MYZAP
Product: myocardial zonula adherens protein
Exons: 15
Coding region: 464-2011 (515 amino acids)
Biological process (GO): intracellular signal transduction
Cellular component (GO): intracellular anatomical structure; I band
Source: RefSeq, a predicted model, not a curated record